Fusarium redolens is the source of this 1041-nucleotide messenger RNA. RefSeq lists its product as uncharacterized. The record is from RefSeq and is a predicted model, not a curated record. The transcript has a single exon. Lineage: Eukaryota; Fungi; Ascomycota; Sordariomycetes; Hypocreales; Nectriaceae. The coding region runs from base 1 to 1041 and encodes 346 amino acids.
AUGGAGCCAGUUCCCGAGACAGAGCGUAUGGAGGAGUUCCGUCCUACUCCUACACCUGCUCCGGCACCUGUAUCUGCCUCUGCUUCUGCUUCCACAUCUUUGUCUGCGUCACCCUCCGUCUCUCCAGGAUUUCCAUCGCUGCGACUUCAGAACCCCAACGCCUGUUCUAACCUCAGCAUCGAAUUGCCUCGAAAGCCGCCAAACCUGAGACGAAGCACCGACCCCAGUCCGACAUCGCCAGCUUCACCAUCUUGGUCUGCGACACCCUUCAUUCCGUAUCGACCACGCACCACUUCUCCGCUCUCAGGCGCUCAUUCUAGGUCUCGUUCUACAACGAGCCUUGCGCCCCCAAUGUCUCGUACUCAAUCCAUGCCAGGCGUCAAUGGAUCAGGCCAUAUUCUUUUUUCACCUCAGCGCCGCCCUGGAAGCCCCUCUGGAUCACCUAGCAGAGUCCGAAUUCCACGAAAGCCUGCCGAUGAAACUUUCCCGCCAAUCUCUCCAGUUCGAACUUCAGUUCUCGAACCUGAGCAAAGGCAUGAACGACGAAGUACCUCUCCCAUCAUGGGGGUUUCCACAAGCACUCCCGCCCGACUACGACGGCCAUCUUCACCUCUUCGAACCUUCACAUCUUCGAGCACUGGCUCUCUAGGUACAUUCCCAUCAACACCAUCCUCUUCAAUUUCCUCGACAUCCUCUUAUCGAAGCUACGAUGCCCUUUCUGGAAGCUAUGGCACAUCUUAUUCGUCGGUCCCCUCCACGCCAACAUCGACCAGGUCCCGAAGUCCUAGCAUCUCCAGCUUGGAAACCAUUCCUGACACGCCGGAUGCCGAAGAAGAAGCGCUGGAAGCUGAAAGAAUUGCCCAGCUCAAGGCCGACGCAGAUGCUGCCGAGGGAAAUGAAUCCUCCGACUUGAAAGGGAAGGAUGGGCAGACGCGAGGACGUACAAUGGGGUUCGGCUCUAGAGACAAGCGAAAGCGUUGGAGUGUGUGCGGUGCUGAGCGAAGAGGAGAUCUCGAUCUUGAGACCAUCUGGGAGGACUGA